Messenger RNA from Dothidotthia symphoricarpi CBS 119687, 1088 nucleotides. RefSeq lists its product as uncharacterized. The annotation marks the transcript as partial. The record is from RefSeq and is a predicted model, not a curated record. The transcript has a single exon. Lineage: Eukaryota; Fungi; Ascomycota; Dothideomycetes; Pleosporales; Dothidotthiaceae.
CGUGACUAGGAGAAGCUCAAAGGGGAUAUCAGAUCAAUAUUGAUCUCGGCUUACAGUUCACGUGAGAAUCAUAGGCAGCCCUGAGUGGUUGCUCAGAAGCACUGCCUACCACUUCUGCCUAAGGCCCCAUGACAUAGUUGCGUUAACUCCGGCGAGCCUCAGGCCAGCACUUGCACACCCUCACCACCACCACUACCACCCAUCUCCCCAACCCACAAUGCUACAUCAACAGCUACUCCGGCCGCGCGCCCUGCGCUCCGCCACCGUCGCGCAGUUCGCCCGAACAUACACGUCCAAAACUGGCGAUAUGCCUACGCGCACAAUCCCCCUCCGCACGAUCAUCCGCCAAACAACCCUCCGCGCAACCCCAACAACCCUCCAGCUCGCAUACCCCCUCUCCCCGCAAUUCGCGCCCAGGCCCCGCUCACCCUCGCCCCCACCGCCCUACCAAACGCGCGGUAUCUCCGUUCUCGCCCCACAGAACCAAUGGACUCGAUUUAGCACCCCGUAUACACUCUCUUCUGUCCGCACCUUUGCUUCCACGCCGCGGAUACGAUUUCCCGCGCAGCCGUCUUCAGCACCAUCGUCGCCGAGCGUUGAAGAGGCCAUAGAAGAGAUCCAGGAACUCUACGGCACUGCGCGCGACGAGUUUGAGAUUGCGGCUGAGGAGACGGAGAAGAACACUACGUAUGCGCCGGACGACCGCGCGGCAGCGAGGGAGGAGUUGGAUAAAUUGUUGGAAUACUACCGUGGGGUUACUGAGGGCGCGGAUAAGGGCGUUGGUGAGGAGGUCAAGAGGAGGGUUGGGGGCAGGAUUAGAGAGUUGGAGCAUGCGGUGCUGGCUAUGGAAGAAGCGGCUCUACAUCAUGAUUAGACGUGGAUGAAGAUUAUUGUUUAAGUGUACAUGAGCGUGUACAGAUUAUGAUGUAUAGUAGAGAUUACGAUUUCGUGUGUACGGCGUUUAGCAAAUAUCAUGUAUUGUGUUUAUGUACAAUAUCAUGAAUUUAUGGUAUAUCUUGAUAAAGACAACGAAACCUACGCCACAUUGUGUUGAUAUUGCUGAGCUAUCAAUGACCACAACACUUCUA